AUGUCUCUUGGCAUGGAGGAACGUUACAAGCUUCUCUGGCUGGAGAUAAAGAAUUGUCUCCCUGAAUAUCGUCUGGAUUUCUCCCAAUUCGAACUCCAGGUGGGGACUCCAGGCUAUCCAGUCUCUGGCAAAGUAAUACGGGCAGUGCGGAAAUUGACGAAUGAAGACGUUCACAUCCGCUGCAUACCGUUACCUCAAUGCGACAUGGAGCUGGCGGGCAUUACACUUCUGACGCAGGAGUAUGAUCGUGACUGCCUCAUCGUACGUCCGAUUGAACUAAAGAAGUUUACGUGUAUAUUCGAAAAUCAACCGGCUGCCGGUGUCUGUUAUAUAAUGCCCACGAUAAAGCCACAUUGGCGCAACGAUCUUACUGUAGAAGAAGAGUAUCCUCUCUAUCCUCUCACAGCGGGGAUGCUCGUUCAGACGGUGUCGCGGGUGCUACAGAUCGGCCGGCAGCUUGAAGCUGCCCAAGUCGUCCACAAUGAUAUUAGGCGUGACAACUUCGUGGGUGAGGGAGACGGCCUGGUUCUGAUUGAUCUAGAACUUGGACGACACGGCCCGGAUGAAGAUCACCGUCCUGAUGACCACCCUAGCCAUUCUUAUGCUCCUCUCCAGCCCUUCAUGCAGCAGCACUUCCCCAUGCUUCCAGCGCUCAUCCGUCAAUUACAGACGAACGAGAUUACUGCUCAAUGCACCUGGAACUCGUGGCACGAAAGAAAGGAUCUCGUCGCAGACUCGAUCGAGCUAUCGUAUCCCCCACCUGCCCGAAUAUACGUCAAAUGCUACAGCGACGAUCAUGUUGCAGAAACCCUCUGA
Molecule: messenger RNA, 816 nt
Organism: Dacryopinax primogenitus
Lineage: Eukaryota; Fungi; Basidiomycota; Dacrymycetes; Dacrymycetales; Dacrymycetaceae
Exons: 5
Coding region: 1-816 (271 amino acids)
Source: RefSeq, a predicted model, not a curated record